Grammomys surdaster is the source of this 3324-nucleotide messenger RNA. RefSeq names its product acyl-CoA dehydrogenase family member 11 (gene Acad11). Gene Ontology annotation, cellular component: mitochondrion. Gene Ontology annotation, molecular function: flavin adenine dinucleotide binding; oxidoreductase activity, acting on the CH-CH group of donors. The record is from RefSeq and is a predicted model, not a curated record. NCBI's taxonomy places the organism in Eukaryota, Metazoa, Chordata, Mammalia, Rodentia, Muridae. The transcript is spliced from 20 exons. The coding region runs from base 67 to 2406 and encodes 779 amino acids.
CUCGGCGCUACUUCUGCGCAGUCUGUGGAUUCCUCAUCUCUGUACCCAGUGACAGCAGUGGCAGUCAUGGAGAUGGAUGUCACCAGUGACACCGUGGAAGUGCUACCCCAGCACAAGUUCGACAUCAGGUCCCUGGAGGCGUACCUGAAUCAGCACUUGCCCGGCUUUGGGUCAGAUCCUCGGGCUGUGCUGACUGUUACUCAAUACAGAUCAGGACAGUCAAACCCAACCUUCUUUCUCCAGAAGGGAUCUCAAGCAUAUGUUCUCAGGAAGAAACCACCCGGCUCUCUUCUUCCCAAAGCACAUAAGAUUGACAGAGAAUUCAAGGUCCAGAAAGCCUUGUUUUCCGUUGGAUUUCCUGUUCCCAAGCCUCUGCUGUACUGCAGCGAUGCUUCCAUCAUCGGAACGGAGUUUUAUCUGAUGGAACGAGUGCAGGGUCGGAUCUUUCGUGAUUUUUCCAUUCCUGGAGUUAGCCCAGCAGAACGUGCAGCUAUAUAUGUGUCUGUGGUAGAAACCCUGGCAUGGCUACAUUCUCUGGAUGUACACUCACUGGAGCUGGACAAAUACGGUACCGGAGUUGGGUACUGCAAAAGGCAGGUGUCCACCUGGACAAAGCAGUACCAGGCUUCAGCCCAUCAGAACAUCCCUGCCAUGGACCAGCUCUCCACGUGGCUGAUGAAGAAUCUGCCAGAUAAUGACAAUGAGGAGUGCCUGAUUCAUGGAGACUUCAAGCUGGAUAACAUAGUUUUCCACCCCAAAGAGUGCCGGGUUAUAGCAGUGUUGGACUGGGAGCUCUCGACCUUCGGCCAUCCUUUGUCAGACUUAGCCCAUCUUUCCUUGUUUUACUUUUGGCCCAGGACACUGCCCAUGAUAAACCGAGGCUCUCACCUUCAAGAGAACACAGGAAUACCAAUGAUGGAAGAACUGAUUUCAAUCUACUGCCACCGCAGGGGAAUUGACCCUAAUCUCCCUAACUGGAAUUUCUUUAUGGCCCUGUCAUUUUUUAAAUUGGCUGGAAUAGCACAGGGAGUCUACAGUAGAUACCUCAUGGGAAAUAACUCAUCUGAGGAUAGCUUUAUGACUGCCAGUACUGUGCAACCUCUGGCAGAAACUGGAUUGCAGCUAUCAAAAAGAACUCUCAGUACUACACCACCACAGGCUGACACUAAAGGUCAGCUGUUUGCACAGAGCAGGAGAGGCCAGGAAGUUCUCAUGAGGGUGAAGCAGUUCAUGAAGCAGCAUGUCUUUCCUGCUGAAAAGGAAGUAGCUGAAUACUAUGCUCAAAGUGGAAACUCAGCAGAAAAGUGGGGGCACCCCUUAGUGAUCGAAAAACUAAAGGAAAUGGCCAAAGCAGAGGGACUGUGGAACUUGUUCUUGCCAGCUGUGAGCGGUCUCAGCCAGGUGGACUAUGCCUUGAUUGCUGAAGAGACAGGAAAAUGCUUUUUCGCUCCAGAUGUUUUUAACUGCCAAGCACCAGACACAGGCAACAUGGAGGUACUGCACCUGUAUGGCAGCGAGCAGCAGAAGAAGCAGUGGCUGGAGCCUCUCCUGCGUGGAGAUAUCACCUCCGUCUUCUGUAUGACAGAGCCCAAUGUUUCAUCAAGUGAUGCCACGAACAUCGAAUGUAGUAUCCAGAGAGAUGGAGAUGGCUAUGUAGUUAACGGCAGGAAGUGGUGGAGCAGCGGAGCUGGGAACCCCAAGUGCAAAAUCGCAGUUGUUUUGGGAAAAACGGAGUCUCCCUCUACAUCCAGACACAAACAGCACAGCAUGAUCCUUGUGCCAAUGGACACACCGGGAGUAGAGUUAAUAAGGCCUUUGUCGGUGUUUGGCUACAUGGACAACGUGCAUGGCGGGCACUGGGAGGUCCAUUUUAAUCACGUGCGCGUUCCAGCCAGCAAUUUAAUACUGGGUGAAGGCAGGGGCUUUGAAAUUUCCCAAGGCCGCCUUGGACCCGGAAGAAUCCACCACUGUAUGAGAACCGUGGGUUUGGCAGAACGCAUUUUGCAGAUCAUGUGUGACCGGGCAGUGCAGAGGGAGGCCUUCAAGAAGAAGCUCUGUGAACAUGAAGUCGUGGCUCACUGGAUUGCUAAAAGCCGCAUAGCCAUCGAGGAGAUCCGCUUACUGACCUUGAAGGCAGCUCACAGCAUAGACACUCUGGGCAGUGCCUCAGCCAGGAAGGAGAUUGCCAUGAUCAAAGUGGCUGCCCCCAAAGCCGUCUGCAAAAUAGCUGACUGGGCCAUCCAGGUGCACGGAGGUGCCGGAGUUUCCCAGGAUUACCCUCUGGCUAACAUGUACGCCAUCAUACGCACCCUGCGCUUGGCAGAUGGUCCCGACGAAGUCCAUCUCUCAGCAAUUGCCAAAAUGGAGCUUCAGGACCAAGCCAGACAGCUGACAGCCAGGAUGUGACAGGAGCGACCCUGGCGCACACCCUCGAGCAGCUCCAAAAGUAACAUCUCACAGUUCUCGAGUAGUUUGAGCACAAGGCUAAUUGUUCACCUGUGGUAAAGAUUUUAGCAUCGAUUUUGAUUACUGGGUUUUGCAAUGUUAAGGAUCACACAGACAUGAGGCAAAUAGGAAACCCCAUAACUGUCAAUGAGUCUAGUGUCUAAUGGGUUAGCAUUUGCUUUAUACACAUGUGACCUGUGAUGAGGUCACACUGACAAUGGUAGAGCUAUUUCUGCAGCAUCAGCAUAAAAAACUUGUUAUUUUGUAUUUCAAGAGUUAAGCCAUGUGAAUAGACACCCCAGGCCUAUUUAACCUUGUUCUGAAAUACAUGUAGCUGUACCCCUUUUAGCAGUGUUUUGGAGCUUGGUUUAGCACCUCAGAGAAAGCUAUAACUUGAAGCUUUCAGAGUUCCCGAUAAACCUCUUCCCAACCCAACAGGAAGAAGUUCUGGUGAAAUCCGAAUGCAGGUGAAAGUUCACAAGGAAAUGUAACAUGUUAGAACAGACAAUCAAGGCCACUUAAGUUACAUAGAAAAAGCUGGGGAGAUUCAUCAAUAGUCAGUUCUACCUCAAAGCUCUGCAGCUCGCUGAGAGCUGGUCUGAUCAGGUGAGACCAGUUCUGUCAGAGCUGCCCCUGCAGUGCAGCUGUGGGCUACCACAGCCCUCAACAUCGAAAUACCACUGGCACAGCAGAGGAACAAGAUUUUUAGUUUAAAUACAUAUCUUCAGUUCAAUUUCUGGGGAAACUGUUAAGUAUGGUUGGAAAGGCUUGAGUGGGUGGAUCUACUUUUUCAAGUAUGGAUGUUUUGAAAUCUCACCACAAAGAAAUAUUUUAAAUCAAAAUUUGGCAUCCAAAUAAACUCAGUAAGUGUACAAUACA